Messenger RNA from Heterostelium album PN500, 618 nucleotides. RefSeq names its product Rab family GTPase (gene rab32D). The record is from RefSeq and is a predicted model, not a curated record. Gene Ontology annotation, molecular function: GTP binding; GTPase activity. Lineage: Eukaryota; Evosea; Eumycetozoa; Acytosteliales; Acytosteliaceae. The transcript is spliced from 6 exons. Bases 1 to 618 code for a protein of 205 amino acids.
AUGGCAGAACCAAGACCAUUUAAAAUAGUGUUUUUAGGUGAUACUGGUGUCGGAAAGUCAUCGUUAUUCUAUAGAUUAGUAUUCAAUAAGUUUAAUCAAGAUUAUAGACCUACUACAGGUACUGAUUUCUUAAGUAAAUCAUUUUAUGUUCGUGAUACUGUUUGUAAUGUACAGCUUUGGGAUACAUCUGGUCAAGCGAAAUAUUGGUGUCUGACAGAGAUGUUUUGGAGAACGGCAGAUGCAGCGAUUCUGGUGUACGAUGUUUGCAAUGAGAUGCUUGGCAAUCAACUCGAUAUUCAAGCGGACGAACAACUACAGAAACAGAAACAAGUGAAAUAUGAAACAGCUCAGCAGUGGUGUAAAGACAACAAAGUGAAACUGUUCUACGAGGUAUCGGCAAAGGAGUCGACCAACCUGAAAGAAUCAAUCGUUAAAUUAUUAGAAACUUUAUUAUUAGAUCAAUCCAAUAUAGAUGAAAACUCACAAGAUAAUGAAACAAUUGAAUCACCUUUAUUACAAUCGAGCAGAAAUAUUAAUCAAUUAACACCAAUGCCGAUGUCACCACCGUCGAAAUCAAGUCCUACAUGUCAAGAUACAGUAAUUAAUCAAAAUGUAUAA